Molecule: messenger RNA, 7952 nt
Organism: Drosophila hydei
Lineage: Eukaryota; Metazoa; Arthropoda; Insecta; Diptera; Drosophilidae
Gene: east
Exons: 7
Coding region: 288-7457 (2389 amino acids)
Source: RefSeq, a predicted model, not a curated record
UUCGGUACAAUUGAAUAACAAUAAAUGCGGAAAAUUCGCAAAUGAUGCGAAGGCGACUCUGAAAAAAGAGAAUUAAGUAGUCAACAAAUGGGACCAAAUCACAACGACUUAAAGUGUGUUAAAGUGCAGCUAGAGAUUUUCAAGAUUCAGGCUGAGCACGAACAGCAGCAGCAGCUGCAGCUGGAUUCGGUGGAGCAGCCGGCGAGCAACGAAGCUCAAGCGUCAAAAUAGGAGCGUCGACAUCGUCGACUGCAGCGUCACCAGCAUUGCCCAGUGACCGCUCGAGGAUGUCGGCGCGUAAGCCAGUGGCAGCAGCAUCGGCAGUAGGGGCAAAGACGGAUAACAACAAUACUUCGCCCACACUUGAGCUGGACGUGGCGCAAGGCGAGGAUGGUGCGACAGCAGCAGCAGCAGCCACUGGAGACACAUCAAUAGCAGGAGCAGCACUCGCUGAAGAUGCGGCUGAUGCUGAACAGGAAACGGAUAAGGAUAAACAUCCGGACACAGAAAUAAUAGAACGAACAGGUGAUCCCUCACCUCUGGUAACGGAAUGCGGCACGCCACGCAAAUCCUGCUCCGAGGCACUGGCAGCCAAGAAUGUGCGCGUCACGCGUCACUCUUCGCCGCUGCUACUACACAACUGGUCGCCGACCACCAAGCGAGAUGCACGCGACACAGCUGACUCAGUGACAACGGCAGUUGGCAGCGAUAGCGAUGAACUGCCCAGCGGCAGCAGCCAAAAAGGCAAUGCGCAGCUGCAACGCUCCCGCAAGUCGAUCAAAGAGCUAAAAGAAGCCAAAGAAGCAGCCGCUAAGCCAGUGGAGGAGCUGCUGGUCAAGGAGGAGGAAUCCACCGAUGCCAUUGACAUGCUCGAGCAGGAGGCAACAAACGAGCCGAAGGAACCGAAAGACACAAAAGACAAUGCCAAUGCCAAUGCAAAACCAAGCGAUAGAGAUAAGGAGAAGGACACCAAGGACUGUAAAGAAAAGGAGAAGGAAACUACACCCACACCCACAUCCACAUCCACAGCGCCACCACCCACAUCAACAGCAGCAGCAGCAGCAGCAGUAGCAGCCACAGCCACAGCAUCAAACACGUGCAACCGCGUUACACGCAAAGCGCACGCCCAGGAGCUAGCGCUGGCCAACAACAAUAACAACAACAACAACAACAACACACGGGUUACCCGCAAUCGGCGACAAUCAUCGACAGUCAACAAUGAGCCACAGCUGCCGGCGCGUGGUCGUCGAAAAAAGCCCGCUCCGCCGGAGCCUAAGGAGCAACAAAACCAAGUGCUGAAGCGAAAGCGUUCUGACGAUGACGCCGAACUGGGCCUCAAGUAUGCCAAGGUCGAGCUCAAGGACGAGGAGGACGAACAGGAUGCUGCGAGUACGUGUGCCACGGAAGAUGCCAAAACCACGCUGACCAUUAAGCUGGAGCCGCCGGACAACGAAGAGCAGUCUGCUCAUGGCUCUCAAUCACCCGCUGCCACGCCCACUCCUACACCCACACCCACACCUACACCGCAAUCAGGUAAUCGACGCGGACGCGGCAGGCCGCAGACGAAGGGAACGCCCGUCACAUCUGCUGCAAGCACGCGUGCCACGCGCAACAGCAAGGCGGGCUCACCAGGUUUGCUAGCUGGUGGCACAGUGACCACGCCGACAUCAACGCCCGCAGAGCCAACGCCGCCCAAGCGAAGGCGCGUGGGCUCGGCAAACCGAAGUCUGCUGUCCGCUAAAGCGGCAUCUGUCAGUUCCAGCUCGCUGGCCGCCAGCUCAACGGGCGGCGCAGCUGGCGAUGAGGACUCCAAGGACAGUCUGACUUCCACCUCAAUGGACGAACAUUUACUGGCUGCCGAAGACAUCAAGCAGGAAAAAGUAGUGAAUGAUUUCGAGGAGAGUCUCGAUGUCAAGAGCAUGGAGACGGAGUCAGAAGUCACGGCGUCCACAUCCGCUGCUGCAGCCAACGGCAUUGAGCCCUUGACCGUGGACAUCGAAACAGCUGCGGGACACGAACGGCAGCAGGCAGAGAAUGUGCCGCCCGAGGGCGAGGGCGAGGGCGAAACCGAAUCGAAUGCUGAUGGCAAAGCGCCAUCCUUGAGCCCUGAGCUGAUAAGCGAAGGAGUCAGCGCGAUAAGCGUUAAGCAGUUCUAUAAGAAACCCGAGUUCCUGGCUAACAAUCUCGGGAUCGAGAAGGAUCCGGAGCUGGGCGAGAUUGUGCAAAUUGCAAGCGAGACAGAAACUCCAACAGUAACAACAGUUGUAGCUGUUACCACUGCUGAAGACGAGGCAGUCCAGGCGGAAGGCGCUGAGCUUGAGCUGGAACCGGAGGCAGAGUUGGAGUCCAGCACUGCGACCAUGGAGGAGCUGCGCAUUGAUGAAAGCUGCGAUGGCACGGAGCUCGAGGCUCAAAAGGCAACGUUAGCCGAGAUGGAAGCAGAAGUGGAAAGUGUAACUGAAGCCGAGAGCUCGCCGAGCGGGCUGAAUGGCGAGGCCAAAGAGGAUGAGCUGGCGGCUAAAGCAGACAACGAUGAUGAUGACUAUGAAAGCGAGAUUAUGGAACAGCUGGCCAAGGAAGGCGUCGUCGAUGCCAGCGGCAAUGCGCUAAGCGCCAGCAAGCACAAUGAACAACACGAUCAGGAGCAGCUGGUGGCAUCCAAUGAAGAAUGUGAUACGGCACCGGAGUCGGAGCUGCCAGAGCGAUCCUCCAAGAAGGUGACGACUGAAAUGGUGCUCGCACUAGAGGUGGAGCCACUGACCGAAGAGCAGGAAGCGGAAGCGAAUGCUGUGGCCGACGAUGACACCGAUAUGCAAAUCCUAACCGAAGACUCCGCCGAUUAUCCCGAGGAGAACAAAGAGAAUGUGUCCACGGCGACAACAGAUGCGAUUGCUGUCGCAGCACCAGUUAGUCCGGAAACCGUUAUGGAACUGGAGCUGGCACUCAAAGCGGAAACGGGCACUAAGCUGGAACAGGAACUCUCCGAGCUGGAGGAGGAGAAACCAUUGGCUGCUGUUGCAGCCGAACAGAAGCAACAGUUGCCCAAAGCGGAAGCCAAUGGCAAGCUGAAGCUGUCGCCGGAUAGCGACGACGACCUGCGUCGCGAAAAGGAACGGCAUCUGCAGCAUCUCGGCCUGCUCACUCACCAGGCUGCCGAACAGGUGCGCCAGGAAUUCAUACACACGCACACGCGUGCCGUGCACCACCAGCAGCAGCAGCAGCAACAUCAGAGCGGCAAGCGAUCAGCGGGCAAAGGGAGCAGCGCGUCGCACAUCGAGUCGAGCGGCACCUUGAAGACCGUCAUCAAGCUGAAUCGCAGCAGUAACGGCGGUUCAGGCGGCGCCACUGGUGUACCCACUGGCACUGUAGUGCAUGGCGCUGGCAUCUGCCCAGCUGGUGGCAUUGGCACGAGCGGCACAGCAGCUUCAAGCAGCAGCAGCAGCAGCAGCAUGGGUAGCGCCACACGGAAAGGUGGUAUCGCUGGCAAUGUUGGCAGCUCGGCGCACGGCGUUCGUCGCCAGUCGCUCAAGAUGACAUUCCAAAAAGGACGCGCACGAGGACAUGGCGCUGCCGAUCGUGCGGCCGAUCAGCACGGGGCCCAUGCUGAGGACUCCUACUACACCAUACAGAAUGAGAACGAAGGUGCGGGCAAUCGAAACAAUUUGAAUAACGCGGGUAGCGCGGGACGCAAGACAACUAACCGUUUUAACAACCAUAAUAACAAUCAGCAGCCGCAGCAGCAGCAGCAAAAGCAACAACAACAAACAGCAAAACAGCAACAACAGCACAACAAUGCGUCCUCCAAGAAUUUCCUGGAUUCGUCGCACUCCGAAGGUCAUGGCGGUCAAAUGGAGCACGGCUUCUAUCAGAUGGUUAAGAAAGAUGAAAAGGAAAAGAUUCUGAUACCGGAGAAAGCGUCUUCGUUCAAGUUUCAUCCCGGUCGCCUGUGCGAGGAUCAGUGCUACUAUUGCAGCGGCAAGUUUGGACUAUACGACACGCCUUGCCACGUGGGCCAGAUCAAGUCUGUGGAGCGUCAGCAAAAGAUACUUGCAAAUGAGGAGAAACUGACUGUGGACAAUUGCCUGUGCGACGCCUGUUUCCGUCAUGUGGAUCGUCGUGCCAAUGCACCUUCAUACAAAAAACGCCUCUCGGCGCCCGGCCACCUGGAGACGGGUAGCGCAACUGGCGGCGGCAACGGCAACAGCCUGGACAAGCAUUUCGCCGGGGAAGCUGGCGACGCCGAGUUUGCGACAACUUCGUCCGGCGCCGUCUCCGGCUCGGCGGCGCAGCGUGCUUGCGCUGUCAAGGACUGUGCUGAUGCGGCCAGCCACUCGCUGAGGCGCAAAUGCGUGCGCAAGAGCGUUAAGAAGUGCCUGCUAAACUUUGAGAUACCGCCGGGCACCUCGAGCGUCUGGCUAUGUGAACCGCACUACAAUACGGUCAUCCAAUCCUCGGGCUGUGUGCUUUGCAAGCGUCGUCUGGGCAAGAACCACAUGUAUCAUAUUACCUCGCAGGACACUGAUCGCUUGGAGAAGGCGCUCACUGAGAUGGGUAUACCUGUGCAGCUGGGCGUUGGCACUGCCGUCUGCAAGCUGUGUCGGUACUUUGCCAAUCUGCUGAUGAAACCGCCGGAUAGUACCAAAUCCCAGAAGGCGGAGUUCGUUAAGAACUACCGCAAGAGGCUGCUUAAGGUCCACAAUCUGCAGGAGGGGAGCAACGAGGCCUCCGAGGUGGAUGAGGAGGAUGCCACGACUGCAACGGCAGCUGGAACUGCUCCAACUGCUGCAUGUGAUGAUGCCUCCAGCGAGCUGCCCAUGGUCGUGGACUAUGAUGGCCCCACCGAUUCCAAUUCGAGCAGCUCUUCAACGACGCCCAUUGGGCAUGCGAACAGCGCCAGCAAACAGAUGUCCAAGCUGCAGGCCAUACUCCAACAGAAUCUAGCUGGGGAUGUCGCAGCCGUCGCAAAUUGCACCUCUAAUUCCAAUUCAAAUUCCAAUGCGAAUGCCAAUGCUAAUGCCAAUGCCACUGCCAAUGCCAAUGCGAGUGCGAAGGGCAAGGCAGGCGCCGACAUUUCGAAUGUGCUGCGUGGCAAUCCGAACAUCUCCAUGCGCGAACUCUUUCACGGCGAGGAGGAUCUGGGUGUGCAGUUCAAGGUGCCGUUUGGUUGCAGCAGCAGUCAGCGCACGCCCGAAGGCUGGACGCGUGUUCAAACCUUCCUGCAGUACGAUGAGCCGACGCGUCGACUCUGGGAGGAGCUACAGAAGCCAUAUGGCAAUCAGAGCUCUUUUUUGCGCCAUCUCAUUCUGUUGGAGAAGUAUUAUCGCAGUGGAGAUCUGGUACUGGCCGCUCACGCUUCCUCCAAUGCCAGCGUUUACACACAAACUGUGCGCCAGCGUCUCAAUUCCUAUGAUCAUGGCCAUUGCGGUGGCUUGCAAAGCAAUGCCAAGGCAAAUGCCAGCGCGAACGCACCACCCGCCGAUGCCGUCGUCAACGCCGCCGCCUCCUCAUCGUCGUCGUCGUCAUCCUCCUCACCGAAUGCUGUCAACCCGUCAGCCAAUGCCAGCAGUUCCUGUUCUCCCAAUGCUGGAAGCGGCAGCGUGUUAGCCAGCGCCCUGACUGCACCUCAAGCCACUGGCAACAAUAAGAACAGCUUGGAACAGUCGUCGUCUGGCCAGCUGGAGCCCGUCAUUCCGCUUGUGGAGCUGAACGAUGACGAUGACGACGAGGAAGAUAUGGACAAGGAGGAUGAGUGUGGACUGCUGCCACUCGAUCACCUGCGCAACGUCUCCGUGGAUAAGCUCACGAAGCAGCUCAGCUCCAAUGCGGUUACAAUCAUAGCGCGGCCCAAAGACAGCGCCAAGUCCACCGGCGGCAGUUCAAGUGCCACCCCAGCCGUUGCUGUGGGCGACGACUCGCCGGGCAAAACAUUGCAGUCGAAGGAUGCUCCGCCGCUGGUGCCCACCAGUGCGUCCAACAGUCGCAGCAUUCUCAAGACCAAUUUGUUGGGCAUGAACAAGGCGGUGGAGAUUGUGCCGCUGGUCAAUCAACAGCAACAGCAACAGCAGCAGCAGCAGCCCAAUCACAAGCUUGCCGCUGCAUCCAGCGAGAAGCCGCAUAAGCUGCUGGACAUGGCCAAUAAGCAGUUCAGCAGCCAGAGCCACGGCGAGUUGCUCCCUCAGCAGCCCAAGUCGAAGCCACUGUUGGCCAAUGCCACGCCUACAAUGCUACAGCAGCAGGCAGCGCAAAAAUCAGCGCCUCCCAAUGUGGCACAGCUGCUUAGUUCGCCUCCGGAAUUGAUCAGCCUGCAGCGCCGACGCACGAGUGGCGCCGCCUCUGCAACGGCGACGCUGCCAGCGCUGGCGGGCAAGCGCCUGCAGCUUCCGCGCGCUGUAUCGGGCGGUGGUGGCGGCGGUGGUAGCGGUGGGCCGGGGCCCAGUGUGAUAAUGCUGCCGGACACGCUGACUCCGCAGGAGCGGCACGAGAGCAAGAGCUGGAAGCCGACGCUGAUACCGCUCAAGGAGCAGCACAAAGUGCCCAGCAAGUCGCCGACGCUUUUCCAAACAGCCGACGGGCGGCGUCUGCCCGCCCAGGUGCAGGUGCAGUCCGGCGGCAAGCCAUACCUUAUCUCAAUCAUUGACUACAAUCGGAUGUGCAUAUUGAGGCGCGAGAAGCUGCUGCGCGACCAGGUGCUCAAAGCGAACGCCAAGUCGAAGACAACCCAGCAGCAGCAGCAGCAACAGUCGCAGCACUCGCAGCAGCAGCAGCAGCAGCAACAACAGCAGCAGGCACUACAGCAGUCGCAGCAGCAGAGCUUUGUGGCCAUGAGUAAGAUGACAGCGCAGCAAACGGCGCGUCAGCAGCUGCAGCAGCUGCAGCAACAGCAGCAGCAGCAACAGCAACAUAAAUACCAGCAACUGCCCACGCUGCAGCCAGGAGGUGUUGCAGCUAGCAGUGCCCUACGCCUGGCAAGGCUCGCUCCUAAGCCGAUGCCGCCUCUGAGCAAUCCACAGAAUGCCACUGGAGGUGGAGCUGGUGGCAACGCCACUGGAGCAAAUCCUUCGAACUUUCAGCCGCUGCUGAGCAAUGCGCUGGCAGCGGCAACAGCUGCUGCCAACAACAGCAGCUCCGGCAUGGACAGCAACAGCUCGUGGCUGUGGAAGAACUUUCCGGAUGCCAAUCAGUAUCUAUUGAAUGGUGCCGCAGCAGCUGCAGCUGCCGCAGCCGCAGCCAACAAGCUGUCUCACUCGACAGGCGGCAAGUCGACGACGGCCACGAGCACCGGAUUGGGCAGUGGGAUAACAUUCACCCUAAAGCAGCAGCAACAACAGCAGCAGCAGCAGAAGCUCAUCGACAACGUCAUCAUGUCCAAAAUACCCAAAACAUUGACGGUGAUUCCGCAGCACAUGGCCGGCGGAGGAGGUAAAUCGACGGGGGAUGCCGGCGGGCAUAAGGACUGAUGAUUGGCCAGAAGCUUGCAACUAGAGAUAGAAAGAACUAAAAAUCCUGCCAGUGAAGGAAAGCGAAUCGAACAGAAACUAAUUUGCAUAAAGAAAGCAGCAAAGGGAAGCAAAAGCAUAUGCAUUUUAAAAGAUAUAAACUAAUAUAAGGUGACCGAGAGAAAGGGAAGUUGGAUCAGAGAUCAGAGAUCAGAGUCAGGGUGUUUUCUUUAGGCUUAAGAAUAAAGCAUGUAUUCAAUAAGAAUCAACCACAAAAGAAGCGAAGAAGCGACGAACCAAGCAGGAGUAAAAUGAAAAGAAGAGAAUAUACAAAACUUAAAGAUAGAUUAGGCUUAUGUAUAGUAUAUACCAUAUAUAUGUAUAUCUAUCUAUAUAUAUAUAUAUAUAUAUACAGCUAGAGUUGAAAACUAUACAAAUGGAUGCGAAAGAGAGGGAGAGAGCUGAAGAAUUUAACGACAAAGAUGAGAAGGGAAAGAAAAGGAAAGUAAAGGAUAU